GCUUGUCCAUCACUGGACGGAGAGAUCCCUUUAAUUUGAUAAGGUGGCUCUUUAAACGCCAAUAAAACAGAAAAACAGUCAAUUUCAAGACUCUCAGCUUAAAUGAUGGCGAAGCUGCAGGCCUGUUUGCAGCCUCACAACUACCGCCACCGUCUGCUAAUCGGAUAGAGAGAAGGACUUUGAGUGACUGCAGGAUUGCGCCUUGCUAACGUUACGCAGCUGCUGUCUGUAACCAAAGCUAGUCGGCUAUCUAACGUUAGCUGAAGCGGCUCCGCUUUGCCAUAUGAUAUUGACGCUCAGUGUACAGGGACAAACCUGGGCAGACAGCGACUUGCUCCGCUAAAUAGCCCAAUACCGCUGACAUGGACAAAGAAGAAGCAGACCGGCUGAUAGAGAAGGCCAAGCUGUGUUUACGGUCAGGACGGAAAGAUCGGGCGUUGCAGCUGCUAUAUGAGGCGCAGAACAUUUACCCCAGCACCCGGGCCAGAGUGCUGAUAGAUGCCAUUCUGAGAAAUGGAGGCGGUGCCGCUCCAGAAACAAACCAUGUGCCCCCACCGACAGGAUGGCGAGAUGAGGACAUUGGAACCAGUGAAACAAAUAAUGCAAGUGGUGACGAGAAGAAGAGCUACACCGAGGAGCAGCGCCAAGGGGUUCUCAGGAUAAAGAAUUGUAAGGACUUUUAUGAGAUUCUCGGUGUGCACAAAAGUGCCAGCGAUGAAGAUUUGAAGAAGGCCUACAGGAAGUUGGCCCUGAAAUUUCACCCUGACAAGAACUUUGCUCCGGGAGCCACAGAUGCUUUCAAAGCAAUAGGUAAUGCAUAUGCAGUGCUGAGCAAUCCAGAGAAGAGGCGGCAGUAUGAUCAGUAUGGAGAUCAGUCUGCAAGUAUGAACGCACCCCAGCAAUCCACCCACAGUCGGCACGGACACUACCGCAGCUUCCACAGGGACUUCGAGGCCGACAUUUCCCCCGAGGAGCUCUUCAACAUGUUCUUCGGAGGAAGGUUUCCCACAGGAAAUAUCCACGUGUACACCAACCAGGGAGCCUCCUACUCUCAGUUUUAUCAGCCUCGUCGUCGACGUGCUCAUGAAAGGCGCGAGGAGGUGGUGGAGGAAAAUCAGAGUCAGAACACCUUCACAGCUCUUCUGCAGCUUCUCCCCGUGUUGGUGCUAAUCCUCAUAUCAGUGUUUACUCAGAUGAUGGCCACUAACCCACCCUACAGUCUCUUCUAUAAGCCAGCCAUGGGGCUAGUGGUGUCCAGGGAAACGCAGCACAUGGGUGUACCAUACUAUGUAGACAAGGGUUUUGAGAAGGAAUACCGUGGCGCUGCACUGGAGGAGCUCGAGAAAACCAUCGAGAACGACUAUAUUGAACACCUGCAGAGCAGCUGCUGGAAAGAAAAACAGCAAAAAUCAGACUUGGCAAACCUCGGACAGCUGUACCGAGACGACCGCUUAAAGCAGAAGGCGGAGACAAUGAGGCUGGAAAACUGUGAGAAACUGCAUCGAUUGGUUGGGCGUCAGAGAGGAAAAUGAGGACUGUCGGAGAGGAGAAAGUGUUUCUUUACAGACUUUACAAUAAUGUAUUUUACCUAAGUGUGUAAUUUAUCCAAUCUGGCCACUUUGUGAAGAAAUCUCUUUGGGUACAGCACAGCCAGUGGGAGAUUAUGCCGCUGGGAACGAUGUGCCUUCUCUCCUCGUGUCGAUGGUAGAAAGUGAAGUUGCAUGUUAGCUGCCGGCCCUAGCUGUGGUGGUAGCGGUGACAGGUGCGCAGUCACUGUGGAAGCGUGAACGACGUCUCAGAGCCUUUAAACUUUCUUAUAGAAAUGGCAUGACAUAAGGGGGCUCCCUUUGGGGUUACAAAGGCAGUUGUAUGUUCACGCAUACAUGUUUUAUCUGGUUGGGUUUUGUAGUUCACCUGUAUUUAUUUUGGAUGUUUCUGUGUCCUUGCUCAAAUUUUAGGUGUAUUUAUUUAGUAGAUGAUAGAAGAAACAUCCAUUUUUCUUUCCUGUUAGAAAUGAAGUACAGUGUACUGUAGUCUUUUAUUUUUAGUCUGCAACAUUUUAUUUAUGAUUGAAACAUAGACAAAUCACUCAAUUGGACCUCGAGCAAUAGGAGGCACAGUAAUAUUUUACAGAAUAUGCUGUUUUCUGUUUGUGCUGCCAAAAAAAGGAGCUGCUUCCUACAGCAGAGCUUCAGGCUCCCUGCGUCAGCGCUUGCAUAGGUGUUUAUUGUGUUGGUCAUUUAGAAAUGGCAUUUCAGCCGAAAGAAAAGGCAGUUCACAGUGUUUCUUGCUGUAUAUGGGGAAUCUUCACUAUAAGCAGUUUGUAUGGUUUUAUGGAGUUUAAAUGGCUUGCAAUACAGUUUUUUGUUUGCUUUCAUAACUGCAAGCUCAGAUGCUUCCAGAAAAAUGGGUUUUCAGCUCAAAUCUAGAUAUUUUAUAAAUCCAAUACCCGUAAUUUCUUCUGAUCUUUUAUAACAAUAAUGAUAAUUUAAAAAUAAACGUAAAAAAACAAAACAAGAAAAUGUUUUGAAAAACUUAAUAUAUAAGAAUUGAAUGGCUAUGAUUAGACAGCCUAAUCCGAUAGUGGUAACUUCAGUCAGUAGUGGCUGGGAGUUUUUCAAAGAAACAAGCAUGUCUCUUUGUGCUAGCAGUCGCAGUCCUCCGAUGCACUGCUGCCUCCCGGUGUCAUUUUGUAAAUAACGGAGACUGUUAAACUCCUUGGAGACUUUGUUUUCCACAACUAACUUGUGGGUAUGAUCAUUUCAUCCAGACAGAAACCAAAAUUGGGACUUUUACUUGCCAUGUUCUGAUCAAAUCACGUCAUCACUAAGGGGAUUCUAACUUAU
Messenger RNA from Neolamprologus brichardi, 2846 nucleotides. It is a transcript of the gene dnajc18, whose product is annotated as DnaJ (Hsp40) homolog, subfamily C, member 18. Gene Ontology annotation, molecular function: Hsp70 protein binding. Gene Ontology annotation, biological process: cellular response to misfolded protein. Lineage: Eukaryota; Metazoa; Chordata; Actinopteri; Cichliformes; Cichlidae. The record is from RefSeq and is a predicted model, not a curated record. Gene Ontology annotation, cellular component: endoplasmic reticulum membrane.